AUGGAGUUGGUCGCUAGUGCUGUAAUAGGGUUGAUGGUGGAAACCAUCCUGGGGAGCUUGGGCGGAGUGCUGGAAGCCUGGACUCGUGAGGUCGGGCUCGCCGAAGACGUGGAGAAGCUCGUGUUUGAGGUGAGGAACGUGGAGGCGGUGCUCGCCACUGCCGAGGCUGCUGCUUACGAGGGAAGGAGGCCGGUCGACAACACGCGACUGGCCCAGUCGCUGGAUUGUCUGAGAGAUCUGCUUUAUGACGCGGACGAUGCUAUGGAUGAGCUCGACUACUACCGGCUCCAACGACAGAUCCAAAAAGGUGAAGAUUGCAGUGCUAAUACUGGUAAUAGUCCUCAAGUGAGCAGUGCGUUUUCAUCCACACCAUUUUCUCCUUUUCAACUAUUAUGCAGCAUUGGUAGCCAAAUUACUAGCUGGGCCUCACCUGGCAGAAAAAGGAAACGAGAAGAGGAAGGCACAGCUGAUAGCACUAUGCUUCCUUUUGAGAUCAAACAUGACAUUUCUGAGAGGAUCAACAGAAUAGCAAACAAUUUACAGAAAACAGGCGAUUCUGUCCGCAAGUUACUAAAGCUAGAGAUCUCAGUCCUAUCUCUAAGGUCAAACCAAGAGCAGAGAAUGACCAGGAACACACGCCUGACAACUUCUGUUCCUAUUGAACCGAAAGUAUAUGGGAGGGAUGCAAAUAGGGACAUGAUAAUAGAGAUCUUAAUAAAUGAGGAAUCUAGUGAUCUCUGUGUCCUACCAAUAGUUGGCAUUGGUGGUAUUGGGAAGACAACGCUGGCUAGAUUUGUAUAUCAAGAUCAAAGAAUUAUUGAUCAUUUUGAUUUGCAGAUGUGGAUUUGUGUGUCCACUAACUUCAAUGAACUGAGAAUAACAGUUGAGAUCUUAGAGCAUGUAUGUAAGGAUAAACAAGAGUACAAAGAUGUGAGCAACUUCAAUGUACUACAGGAGAUUCUUUUGAAGAAUAUUAGACAUAAACGAUUUCUUCUCAUAUUGGAUGAUAUGAGGGAAGACAAGGACAGGAGUGGAUGGGAUAGGCUGUUAGCUCCUUUGAAAAAUAGUCAAGUAACCAACUGCGCUGUGCUAGCAACAACCCGAAGAAACUCAGUUGCAGAAAUGAUAGGAACAAUGAAUGCAAUCCAAAUCAGUGGUCUGGAUGAGACGGCGUUCUGGCGGUACUUCAAAGCAUGUGCAUUCGGCAACGAGAACUAUGAGGGUCAUUGUAAGUUGCAAUCCAUCGGGCGACAGAUUGCUAAAGCACUGAAGGGCUGCCCACUUGCGGCACGAAGUGUUGGUGCACUUUUGAACAGAAAUAUUAGCUAUGAACAUUGGAUAAUUGUUCAGGCCAAAUGGAAAUCUCUUCAACUAAAAGAUGACGACAUUAUACCUAUCUUGAAACUUAGUUAUGAUUAUCUACCUUUCCACCUUCAGUGUUGUUUUUCCUACUGCUCUUUUCCAGAGGAUCACCGGUUCUAUGGAGAAACUUUGGUCCAAGCUUGGAUAUCUCAAAAUUUUGUUCAAUAUGAAGAUAUGGGAAGGGGAUUGGAGGAAACUGGAUUGCAAUAUUUGGCUAAUUUAGUAGAUUUGGGAUUUUUCCAAAAAGUUGACUCACACUAUACUAUGCAUGAUCUAAUGCAUGAAUUAGCAGAACAAGUUUCAUCAAAUGAAUGCGCUACAAUAAAUGGAUUGCAACCUAAUGUAAUUCAACCAAGUAUUCGACAUUUGUCCAUCAUAACCAGUGCCCAUGACAUUGAUGCACAUGGAAAUUUUCCCAUGGAGAAAUUUGAGGAGAUACUACAGAAGAUUAGGCCUUUUCAAAAGUUGAGGAGUUUGAUGUUUUUUGGAUGGAGUAGCGUCAAGUUAUUAAAGCCCAUACAUACUUUUUGGAAGGAAGCAAAAUGUUUACGAUUGUUAAGAGUUUAUGUCUCAAAUGCUGACAUGAACUCUGUUCAAAAUUUGUUAAGUCCAUAUCAUCUCCGCUAUCUUGAAUUUAUUGAUGUCUAUAAGGGUGGUGUUGUUCCUCAGGCUUUUACCAGCUUUUAUCACCUUCAAGUGUUGAAUUUGAGCACUCAUGGAGUUCAUGAUGUACCUGCUGCUAUGAGUAAUUUAGUUAAUCUUCGUCAUUUUAUCGCUCAAGAAAAAGUGCACCAGGCAAUAGCUGGUGUUGGCAACAUGGCCUCUCUUCAAGAACUAAAGUUCAAGGUUCGAAAUGUUUGCACUUUUGAGAUGGGACAACUCCAACCAAUGAAUAAGCUUGUAACUCUUGGGAUCUCUCAUCUUGAAAAUGUGAAGACUAAAGAUGAAGCCAGCAGUGCUAGACUUAUAGACAAAGAGUACCUAAAAAAGUUGUCCUUGUCAUGGAACGGUGACAGCGUGAGCAUUGAACCUGACAGAUCAAAAGAUGUGCUUGAGGGUCUUCGACCUCAUCAUAACCUGAAAGAUCUAAGUAUAACUGGGUAUAGUAGUCCCAACUCCCCAACAUGGUUUUCUAGUAAUAUGUCGGUUACAUCACUGCAGACAAUUCAUCUUGAGAAUUGCAGGGAGUGGCAAAUUCUUAGUUCUCUUGAGAUGCUUCCGUUGCUUAAGAAAUUAAAAUUGGUCAGGAUGUUGAAUUUGAUGGAACUCUCACUUCCUUCCUUGGAAGAGUUGGUGUUAAUUGAGAUGCCAAAGUUGGAGAAGUGCAUUGGUUCUUGUGGGAUAGAAUUGACUACUGAUCUCAGGGUAUUGAUGAUCGAGGACUGCCCUCAACCGAAUGACUUCACUCCUUUCCAGAGCUACUCUUCUUUUGGGGCUGAGCUGUGGUUUCCAUCUCUCAGAGAACUCACCAUUGUGUGUUGUCCUCAUAUAAGCAAGUGGGAAACACUUCCACUGGGGAAAAUGCAUGCACUCAAGAGUUUGAAAUUAACAGAUCUCCAUGCUGUGAGAGAGUUGUUAGUCCCUUCCUUGGAGAAGUUGGUGUUGAGUAACAUGCCAAGUUUGGAAUGUUGCAGCGGGCUAACAGCUUCACGCGUGCAAAUGUCCACUUCCCAAGAGGAUAAGGAGUGGCUAUCUGGUCUCCGUGAACUCACUAUUCACGAUUGCCCUCAUUUGGUAGUGUCAUAUGCUCUCCCACCUUCUGCUUUGAUGUCUCACUUCUCCAUCAAGGGGGUUCCAACACAUCCAAUAAUGGAGAAACACUAUGGUUUCACUAUCAAAUCUGAUGAGUUGAUUAUGCUUGAUGACAAGAUCUUAGCAUUCCAUAGCCUUAGGGGCAUUAGAUCUUUGUUUAUAAAUGAUUGUCCUAAUUUAGCCUCUUUGUCUAAUGAAUGUCUCAACCAACUCAUCGAUUUAGAGGGCCUCUGUAUAAGAGGUUGUCCUAAUUUUACCAUGACAAGCGGCCUUGUCCUCCCAUCUCUCAGAUGGCUGUCCGUCCAGACUUGUGGCAUAUCAGGGAGUUGGCUAAUGGAAAUGCUUUCACAUGCACGGUCCUUUGAUCAGUUGCAAUUACAUGACAGCCCACAAAUAAAAUUUAUUUCGUUUAGUCAACCUACAGAGAUGGAAGGCACAUGCAGUUUGGGUUCAGCAACUACAGUAACGUCGCACUUCGCUGGUGACGAACAACUGUUGCAAAUUCCAUCUAAUGUUGUCCGUUCUCUAAGAAUGCUAGUUAUUUUUAACUGCCAUAAUCUUGAGUUCAGUGGAGAGGAGGGGCCCCUCCGAGGAUACACCUCUCUUGAUAUCUCCGUAUCCAGCAUUGCCCCAAGCUGGUACCGUUGUUUGUUGGUGAGUGGUAUGAUGGAGGUUGGAUCGCUCCCGACAUCCUUACGAUUAUUGGAUAUUGAUAUGGGCCCUGAGCUGUCUACUAUAUGGGAUCUCAAACUGCAGGAGCUUGAACAGGGCGGUUAUCAGGUUCCACCGCCGCCUCCGUCACUUGAAACAUUCCUUGUCACGAAUCUCACUGACAAGGUACAGUCCUGUCUGCUAUCCUGUCUCCCUAGCAUCACAAAAUUAGUCAUAUCAAAUAGUCCAGAGUUGACAUCUCUGCAUCUAGGAUACUCCAAGGCACUGGAGUGUUUGGAAAUUGUAGGCUGCGAGUCACUUGCUUCAGUCGAGGGCUUUGGGUCCUUGACAAACCUUAGGUCUUUGGUAGUAUAUGACCCACCCAUCUUGCCUCGAUGUUUUGAGCUUCUGUCACAUCAGCAAGGGGCCACUGACAUCUGGUCCAAACUGGAAAAACUUCAGAUAGGUGAUGGCUCUGUCCUUACCGCGUCCCUCUGCAAACAGCUCACUUCGCUGAAACGUUUGUUCUUCUUUCCUGAACGAAGCAAGCAUGGUGCGAUGAUGAUGGGUCUGACAAAGGAACAAGAGAGAGCACUCCAGCUUCUGACCUCUCUCCAAAGUCUCAACUUUUGGCACUUGCCGAAUCUCCUGUCACUUCCUGCAAAACUAGCAAGCCUUACCUCCCUCCAGCAUUUAUAUAUCUCGAACUGUCCUCGCAUCGCAAGGUUGCCAGAGAUUGGACUUCCACCUUCACUGGUACAACUGACUGUGCGCCGCUGCAGUGAGGAGCUAUGUAUGCAUUGCAGGAUGGCAACGAGUGAGAAGCUGAAGAUCCUGAUCGAUGACAUUCCUGUUGAUUAACCCCUAGAGUGCAGACUGCAGCCACACAAGAUUUUGCUGUCCAUGUUUGCAACAUUUUCUGUCAGCACAUAUAUUCAUGGAGUUGUCAAUGCGCCAUAUCUUUGGUCUGACGAAGACACCAUAUAUGUGUGCCUGAUUGGCGCAUCCGCGCAUAAGCCCUUGCUAAAAGUGACGAAGUGCUGAUCCAGACAAUAUAAGACAAUUUUCAUUCUUGCGCUUCUCCUGCUUGGUGCCUGGCAGUCGCCAGCAUGUUUGUUUUCUGCUUCUGGAUUUGUAG
Oryza brachyantha (malo sina) is the source of this 4903-nucleotide messenger RNA. RefSeq names its product disease resistance protein RGA2-like. NCBI's taxonomy places the organism in Eukaryota, Viridiplantae, Streptophyta, Magnoliopsida, Poales, Poaceae. Gene Ontology annotation, molecular function: ADP binding. The record is from RefSeq and is a predicted model, not a curated record. Gene Ontology annotation, biological process: defense response to other organism.